Messenger RNA from Drosophila miranda, 1553 nucleotides. RefSeq names its product multidrug resistance-associated protein 7-like. The coding region runs from base 18 to 1307 and encodes 429 amino acids. Gene Ontology annotation, biological process: transmembrane transport. Gene Ontology annotation, molecular function: ATP binding; ATP hydrolysis activity; ABC-type transporter activity. Gene Ontology annotation, cellular component: membrane. NCBI's taxonomy places the organism in Eukaryota, Metazoa, Arthropoda, Insecta, Diptera, Drosophilidae. The transcript has 2 exons. The record is from RefSeq and is a predicted model, not a curated record.
GAGUCAGUCUGUAUGCCAUGCCCUGGCUGGGUCUGGUCAUCAUUCCGAUGGUACCAAUCUACCUCAAUCUGCAGCAACGCUAUCGCCAUGCCUCGCGGGAUAUUAAGCGUUUGUCGAGCAAUGCCAUGUCCCCGCUUUACACACACUUUACGGAGACGCUGCAGGGUUUGACAACGAUCAGGAGCAUGAGGGCAAGUCCUCGCUUUCAGAGGGACUUCCAGGUGAAGCUGGAGGAGAGUAUCAAGGCGCAAUUGACGCAGUCAGCGGCUCAACAGUGGCUGGCCCUGCGUAUGCAGUUGCUCGGCACGCUGCUGGUGGGUGGUGCGGGUCUCCUAGCCGCCAUUACAGCCUCGCAUGCAACGAAUCCCGGUCUGGUUGGGCUGUGUAUCUCCUAUGCUCUCUCGAUUACGGGACAGCUGGGGGAUCUGCUGCAUGCAGUGGCCGAAACGGAGCAGGAACUGGUUGCCGUCGAACGUGUGGAUCAGUAUCUGCAGUUGGAGGGCGAACAGAAUGCCUUGGGCAGUGCAGAUCCUCCAUUUGACUGGCCCACACAGGGCGUCCUCCGCUUUCAGGAGGUUCAAUUGAGCUACAGGGAGCAUCUGAUACCGGCCCUGCGUGGCAUCAGCUUCGAUACGGAGGCGUUCGAGCGCAUUGGCAUUGUGGGGCGCACUGGUGCGGGCAAGACGUCUGUUCUGGCUGCCCUGCUGCGUGUGGCACCGCUCUCCCAGGGAGAGAUACGACUGGAUCAGGUGAAUCUAAAGACUUUGCCGUUGAGUGUACUUCGGGAGAGAAUAGGAGUCAUCACCCAAGAGCCUUUCCUCUUCGAAGGAACUGUGCGGGAAAAUCUGGACCCCCGUCAUGGCUUCUAUGACUCGGAGAUCUGGCAUGCCGUCAAAAACUCGGCGGCGGCUACGCUGUUGGUGCAACAGCUGGGAGGCCUGGAUGGUCGCGUAGAGCAGUGCGGCAAUAAUUUAUCUGCUGGACAGCGGCAGCUUCUAUGUCUCGCUCGAGCAUUGCUGAAGAACGCCAAAGUUGUGUGCAUCGAUGACGGCACCUCCAAUUUGGACGAUGAAUCCGAUCUGUGCAUGCAGCAGGCGCUACGCAAUGCCUUCAAGAGCUGCACUUUGCUGUUUAUAGCCCAUCGGUUGCGUGGCCUGCAGGCCAUGGAUCGCAUUAUUGUCCUAGACGAUGGUAGGAUCUGUGAGGAGGGCAAACCGCAGGAGUUGGCCCAUAAUACAGCGACCAUUUUCCAUGGCAUGUUAGUGGCCCAGGACAUCAGUCCCGAGGAUUUUACUAGGCUGGAUUAGGACACACGAAAAACGAUUGUGAGGAUACUAGCUAAUGUUAGGUAUCCUUGUAAAUAUGUCGAUACUACUUGUACAAUUCUCGAUUGUAUUAUUUUUUUAGUUAAUAUUUAAUUUGUUUUAAACGAUUCACCAUGAAUCACCAUAAUCCAACGAGUUCCGAUUGCAAAUAUAACAAUAUUUUGUUUUUAGUUUUAUUUCUAAAUUUAUUUAAGCCAAAUAUCAAUUUAACAAUUUUAAUUAUAUUUA